CAUACCUCGACGUCGCAAGCAGGCGAAAUGAGAUGACAAUUUUAUUUAUUUUAAAUAAAUUUGCAUACCUCGCCGCCACAAAAGAAGACGCGAAUUUCCCCAUGACUCCUCUUCACCUCACUACUAGUCGUAAUUACCUAGGUAUCUUCACGCUCUUCGAGUUCCCCAAAAGCCCCCCCUCCCAAUUCCCCGACAAUGUCCAGUGACGGUGGCGCCUUCCCGCGAAUCGACGUGGCGGCGGACGCAUCCGAACACUCCUAUUUGACCAAGCAUCGGAACCCGACAAACUGCCCUCCGAACAUCUCCACCGACGCGCACAAGCAGAGUAUGCGAGAAUGGAGAUCCUGGAGAAGCACCUGCCAGACUCGAUUUGGGUUCAGGUCUACGAGAACCGGAUCGAUCUCUUGACCGCGGCCAUUGCCGGGAGCCAGGGGACGUCGUACCACGACACCCUCUACUUCUUGGACAUUCAAUUUCUGCACUACUACCCUAAUUCGCCGUCGUGGGUCCGUUAUCCCGCCUGCUGGCAGCAUACCCCGCCGUUGUAAGUAGUACUGCUGCAAACAUCAUUGGUAUUGGGGAUUAGAAGAAAUUAGGGUUUUUUAUUUAUUUUAAAUAAAAGUGAUAAUGAGGUGAAAAUGAGAUUGAAAAUUUUUAAAAAUUUAUUUUUAUUAUUUUUAAAUUGGCACGUCACACAUUUAACGGUCAACUUUUAGAGUUGACCGCCACGUAAGCAAAAGUUAAUGGAGAGGGACCAAACGUGAAUGGUUUCAGUAAACUUAAGUACCACCAAUGAAUUUAAAUAUUUUGA
Linum trigynum is the source of this 811-nucleotide messenger RNA. NCBI's taxonomy places the organism in Eukaryota, Viridiplantae, Streptophyta, Magnoliopsida, Malpighiales, Linaceae. The record is from the annotation of a GenBank genome assembly.